GUUUAGAGAAUAAUAAGAAAAAAUUAUAUAAAAGAAUAUCGCAAUAUUUCGCGCGUUUAAAUGCUUAUAAACGAUGGAUUUAUUUGCUGAUCUCCCUCCCCCAGAUUCAGAGAAUGGCUCUUCAACACAAGAUGGUGGAGGGCUGUUUGGUGAUCUUCCAGAACCAAAGCGAGAGAAACGAAAGCAGGAAAACGACGAUGAAACUUCUGAUAAGAAACGACGAUUAGAAAAUGAUGUUAAAUUUCUGCUGAAAGGUUUCGUUACUGAACGAAUGGGAGAACGGGAAGAUAUGCAAGAUGCUCAUGUCGUAAUGGAUGACUUUGGACCGGAAUUUAGCGAUGAUCACAUUCCACAUGACGUCUCCAGACUGGCUUACUACGCCAUAUUUGACGGUCAUGCUGGGGCAGAAGCUGCCAAGUUUGCUGCGAAGAAUUUGCACAAGAAUAUUGUGAGAAAGUUUCCAAAAGGCGAAGUUGUAAAUAAAGAUAAGGAAAUCAAACGAUGUUUAAUCGACGCAUAUCGCAAGACGGAUGAAGAAUUCUUGCAGGAAGCAACCAAACAUAAUCCGACAUUAAAAGAUGGUUCCACUGCUGUGUCAAUUUUGGUCGUUAAUGAUGUCCUGUAUGUUGCAAACCUCGGAGAUAGCAAAGCACUACUCUGUCGGAGAAAUGAAGAUGGAAAAUAUAGCAUUGUAUCACUUACAAAAGAUCAUUCUCCAACUCAGUACGAAGAAAGACUUCGAAUACAAAAAUCAGGAGGGAAUGUCAGAGAGGGCCGAGUUCUUGGUAUUCUUGAAGUAUCUCGUUCAUUUGGCGAUGGUCGUUUUAAAGGAUGUGGUGUCAUAGCUACCCCUGAUGUGCUAAGAUGUUCGCUCACUGAUAAAGACAAAUUUCUUUUACUAGCGUGUGAUGGGCUGUGGAAAGGCUUUGAAGUGGACGAAGCUAUAAAAUAUAUAAACGAUAUUCUGGAGGGAGAAACGGCUAUUAAAAGUAAUAAAGGUACUGACGAAUCUGAGGACGAGAAUGAACCGACGCUUUAUGAAAUAGCUUGCAGUAGUGUUGCCGGCGAUGCGAUUAGAAAAGGAAGUUCAGACAACGUCACGGUCAUGUUGGUGGAGAUCCAAUCAGCGUAGCAGGAAUCAUGGAGCUGGCCAAUCAGGAUGUGAGAAAAGCAAUAAAGGGAGUAAGGAGCAACAGAUAAAGAUCUGUGGAAUUUAAAGCUAAACAAAAGAACUGAACAAUAACAGCAGUGCGCAUCCCAAGGUUUCCGAUUUUUUUGCAAAUUAUGGCUACUACUGUUCUGUGCACAUCUGAUCCUCCAAUGAAGUUAUUUACAAAAUAAUUUCUGACAACGUAGUCGUAAUACUUGACAAAUUAUAAUAGAUGUAAUACUAUGUAUGUAGUUCAUGUUCGUUUUC
Molecule: messenger RNA, 1417 nt
Organism: Dendronephthya gigantea
Lineage: Eukaryota; Metazoa; Cnidaria; Anthozoa; Malacalcyonacea; Nephtheidae
Product: integrin-linked kinase-associated serine/threonine phosphatase 2C-like
Exons: 11
Coding region: 74-1132 (352 amino acids)
Biological process (GO): protein dephosphorylation
Molecular function (GO): protein serine/threonine phosphatase activity; cation binding
Source: RefSeq, a predicted model, not a curated record